GUUAUGAUCCAAGAAGGCUUAUGCUGGUCCUUGAACAUGCCAGUGAUGGGUCACUUCAACAAUAUUUGAAAGAAAAUAGCAGAAACAUGAAUUGGAAUGCCAAGCUAAACCUCGCAAGGCAAAUUGCCGGUGCAUUAAAGUUUUUGCAUAAGAACAAUAUCCUUCAUGGAAGUUUGAAUUCCAGAAAUAUUCUUAUUCACGGGGGAAUUAUUAAAAUAAGUGAUUUUGGGCGAUCAAAGAGGUUGAAAAAUUUCUUAUCAACACUUCGGGGUUCGAUUCGCUACACGGACACCCGACAUUUAGAAAUUU
Molecule: messenger RNA, 309 nt
Organism: Acaulospora morrowiae
Lineage: Eukaryota; Fungi; Glomeromycota; Glomeromycetes; Diversisporales; Acaulosporaceae
Source: the annotation of a GenBank genome assembly